CCGCCAGAUUGACAGUUAACUCCAGGCGGACGACUCCUCGUCUAACUUUAUCAAAUCCUGCACGCUGGAUUUAACACUGAUUCCGGAUUACACCCGUCUUCCUCAUGACUGCCCAUCGCUGCUGAAGUAACGCAAGAGGAAAUUAAAGUUUAGGAGCGCCCUUUAGCUGUGAAUAAAGAGAGGAAAGUAAAAUCGGGGGAUUAUUUGUGUUUCAUGGCUGCUGGGGAUGGGUCCCAGCUGCCGGCGACAAUAGCGGCCAGCAGGAGCGUGGAGAAAUCCCUGGAGGAGGCAGCGGCGAGCGGAGCCUUAGUCUUAUCCAACCGAAAACUGAAGGAGUUUCCCCGGACAGCGAAGAACUAUGACUUAUCCGACAUUACACAUGCAGACCUGUCGAAGAACCGGCUGUGUGAGCUGCCAGAGGAGCUGUGCCAGUUCAUCUCUCUGGAGACGCUCAGCAUCUACCACAACUGUGUGCGCUCUCUGCCCACGUCGCUCUGUCAGUUACAGGCCCUCACCUACCUCAACCUCAGUCGUAAUCAGCUGUCCAGUUUGCCCCCAUCUGUAUGUCAGCUCCCUCUGCUGCGAGUCCUUAUUAUCAGCAACAACAAAUUAUCAGUCCUCCCAGCUUCCAUACAUACUCUGACACACAUCCGACAACUGGAUGUGAGCUGUAAUGAGCUGCAGAGUUUGCCAGUGGAGCUGGGUCAGCUGGAGUGUUUACGGGAUUUGAACUUGAGAAGAAACCAACUAACCACACUGCCAGAGGAAUUGUCUGAGUUGCCACUUGUACGCCUGGACGUUUCAUGCAACCGCAUUUCCCACGUUCCAGUAUGCUAUCGGCAUCUUCAGCAUCUGCAGACCAUCUCUCUGGACAACAACCCUCUGCAGAUGCCCCCGGCCCAGAUCUGCUCCAAAGGGAAGGUCCACAUCUUCAAAUACCUGAACAUGGAGGCGUGCAAGAGGAGUCAGGACCAGCUGGAGAGAGCUUUACGGCCCAGCGGCUUCAACAGCUGUCUUUCAGAUCAGGAGCUGUUUCUUGGUCAGUAUGGUGGGCUGGACUCUGGCUUCAACAGUGUGGACAGUGGCAGCAAGAGAUGGUCAGGAAAUGAGUCUGCUGAUGAUUUCUCAGAGCGAUCUCUGCGAAUGCCUGAAAUUUCCCGCGAGCACACAAAUCUACAGGAAGAAGAGGAGAAAGAUAGGCUGUUGAAAACACCCAAAGUGGUGAAUGGAGAUAUAGAGCAGGUGGAUUUUAUUGACAGCAGUGUAACAGAAGAAGAAGAUGAGAGUUGUAAGCCAGAGCCUCCUAGUCCUCCACAAACAUCACCCCCACAGGAGAAGACUGAAAGCAGCAGGACCACACCCUCCCAGAGCCCAGACUCUGUAGGCAGCAGGAGAAGUGUGGGCAGUGACUCAGCAGAAGGCUCUCCAUCCAGUCCUACACUGGAGGAGAAGAAAAGGCCUGGAACGCUGCAGCUGUGGCAGGAGAGAGAGCGAGCGCAGCAGCAGCGAGAGAGGGCCCGGGACAGCGCUGUGUCACUUUGUUCCAGUUUGCAGAAGACGGCAGUGAAAACAGGAAGUCAGUCGGUGGCGACAGCCAAACAGACAGGAACAGGAAGUGUCUCAGGUGGUGAGUCUACAGAAAGCAGUGCCUCUGUUAAUGGGCUCCGACAGAGAUGUGCGAGUGCAGAUCAGAUGAGCUCCACCUUUCAGCCUGUAUCCCUGCAGCGCUCAGCAAGCCGCACAGACGUUCCUUCCACUAAGCCCUGCUCUCCCACUGGCUCUGCUCCCAAACCCAACAGCUUCCUCUUCCGUACUUCUUCGCGCUGCAACGUCAAGCCUUCAGGUUCGGUGCAGUGUUUGGCUGAGUCUGGUCGCAGUGAAUCUCGUUCUACGCUCAAAUCCCCACGAGAAGAGAGAGUAGACAUUUCCCAGUUACGCAAGUCUCUGGAGUCUCGUCUGAAGAUCACUCUCCCUGAAGACUUGGGGGAAGCGUUGUCUAAUGGCACAGUUCUCUGCCAGCUAGCCAAUCAUGUACGCCCUCGAUCUGUGUCAAUCAUCCACAUUCCCUCCCCUGCAGUGCCAAAACUGAGCACUGCCAAAUGUCGCCUCAAUGUUGAAAACUUCAUCGCUGCCUGCCGCAAGUUGGGUGUUCCUGAGAUGGAGGUUUGUUUAGCGUCUGAUAUCCUGUGCAGCAAGCUGCGUGCAGUACAGCGCUGUGUGGAGGCUCUGUUGGCGAUAGGAGGAGGAGAGGAGGAGCUGAAGGAGGAGGAGAAAGCUUUAUCUCCCUCACCCUCUCCCUUCUCCAUCGUUCCCACUGGCUUCCUGCUCUUCUACUGCCUCGCCAUGGCCCUGCUCUACCUGCUCUACCACCACCUAACUGCAUAGACUGUGUGGGCGUGCGUGUGUGUAUGCAAGAGUGUGUGACUGUGUCCUAAUCAGUGUCGCUUUCACACAUUAACAAAGCUUCCCAGCAGUGCACUUCCACAGAGCUGGCACGAGCUGUGACCUAUGAGGCAUAUUCUGCUCACCACAGGACGGAGCAGGAUGGAAAUGCAGAAUGAGCAUAUGUAAGGGCACUGCCAUCUACAUAGCCUGGCACUGGUGCAGUGUGCACACUGAAACUCAGUACUGCACUGUUACACUGCAGUGAAUAGGCACAGAAUGAACACAGUGACUGUUUUACACUGUAGAUUAUUUCUCUUACCAGAGUUGUAUAUAAAAUGUAGAAUACUGUUACAGAAAUGGCUGCAAAAUCAAUCUUCAUGAAAUGCUCUUAAAAAUAAAGGUGCCAAAAAGGUUUCUUUUGGAGCAGUGCCAUAGAAGUGCCACUUUAGGUCCCCCUACAGAACCUUUCAAUGGAUGUUCUUUAAAGAACUAGUUUCUAGUGUUUGCAUAAAGUCUGCUUAAUUCAGCCAAUACAUUGUCAUAUAAGUAAUUCAAAGUGAUUUCAUGUGAAAUGUUUCAUUAAAGAGGCUUACCAGCAUGUCUUUGUAGUGAUGUUGAUAGGAACCAGGGUUCACAAUAUCUGCAACACAAAAAUAUACAUUGUAUUUACAAUCCAAAAUGACUCGUGCACCUUCAUAUGUAUUUUACAUUUUUAUGUCAUAGUGUCUAGUGUAUGUAUAGUGAUAAAUCUGGAAAAAAGUUUUCUUUGGGUACUAUUGUACCUUACAGCACACACAAGUCUCAUUUAAUAGUCACAUUUAAUAUAUUUUAAAAACAUGUUUUAGGCCAAAACAUUCUCAAGAGUAUCAUACAACAGUGUCUCAGACAUCAGGCAGUUAUUCAUACCCAUUUCGUGUAAUAACAUUCUCUGAGGGAGCUUUGAGAGGCAUUAAACUCUUUAGAUGUCUGGUUCCUAUCACCACUACUGCUCCUAUCCCAUGUUUACUUAGAAGAUUUCUCAAAAACAGAGCAUUUCACAUCAAAAAACACUUUGUUUACAUCUUUAAUAUAUUUAAUUAUGGAGAAAUUUUUAAAAAAUUGAUGGAAUUGCCUUUCACAUAAUUUAAAUGUUUAGUGCACUCUUGAAAAUAUAGGUUCCUAAAUGGUUACUCACUUAGGUGUAGGGUUCUAGGAAAAACUUAGAGUAGGUAUAGAAUGUUAUUUAAAUUUGAACCUUCACAUAAUGUACAUUUUCAAAAAAUAAAAGAAAGAAAAAGCAUCCUCAGUUGUUCUCAGCUUGGUUGUAUGGUUCUAGGAAAAGCCCUUUAAGUGGUAUAGAACCUUUACAUUAUGUUUUUUUUUUUUUAAAGACUAUUGGAUGAUUCUAUAAAGACUUAAAUGUGUUUCAUCACUCCAUGAAACCUUUUUAGCACCUUUAGGUUUAAGAAUUCACUGUUGUCUGUUAACAGAGACUUUUGUUGAAUCUAUUCGCGUGAUUUUAAACUCACAAAUUAACAACACUAAAUGCACCAGUGUAACCCCUGAAAGCUAUGAGGUCCAUCAGGACUGGAUGAACUUGAGCUGAAAACGAGUGCUUGCUUUUUAAAAUUGUAGUGUCCACUUUCCAAAGGGCUUCUCCACCGCUUUGCCUUAGCAUACGUGCAGUCAGUCUUUCAGGAAGCUGUAGUAUUUUGUAUGUGUUCCUUGAGGAAGAGUGUCUUUUAUAAAGGCUGCUUUUGUCCUGUAAUAUACUGGCUUCUCACACCUGUUUAAAGGGCUUCAAGUGCUUGCAAAUGUAAGUGCCUCCAGUGUCUGACUAAAGCUACCUUAGUGUCUGUUCCAGUCUCCCCAAGGCCCAUUCACUACUAUUACAUAUUCAUAUUGGCACAAUGUGUACAUAGUUCUCAUAAAGCUCAUAUUGAUAAUCAGUUAUAAAAUUUUAAUAGUAACACUUCUUUCAAAUGUUCCGGGGUUGAGGGGCUGAAAUGUUUGCGGUUCUUCAUUGUCCUUUUGACUGUGACCUCCAGGGGGCAGUGGUGUUGUAUAACUGCACUCAAAGCUAAUCUCUAUGUCUUAUGGUACAGAAUACAGUAAUGUUUGAAAGCUGUGUUUUUUUUUCUUGUUUUUAUGUUUGUUCCUGACAGCUUACUGUGUUACAUGUAACUGAUUAAGUUAUUGUUUAUUUAUUCAUGCAUCCCUGUGUUGAGCAGCAGUAUUGGGUGAAGCAGUGGCUCAUAACAUGAAUGCAUACUGAUAGACUAAUCACAUCUUUACCUUUGAACUCUUUUCAGAUUUUCUGGGGCCGUUAACACUUAAGUAAAUAUGUCUGAGUUUGGAAUAGUUGCCUAUGGUGCUCAGGAAAAGACUGAUAUAUAGUUGUAUGCAAAGGUUUAGGCACCCCUAAUCAAACUACACGACUGCACAUUUUAAUACACAAUUACUGUUUAUUUGCUAAAAUUGCAGUAUUAUGUUAAACUCAAGCAAAUUGUGCUUUACAUUUCACAGGAAAAUGGCACAUAUAAGUUUGUUCCCUGUAGAGGAUGUGGAGAUAUUUUCACAUAGAAAAACACAUCAUUGGGCUAGAGGUGUUCAAACUUCUGAAUAUAACUAUGUAAAAGCAUCUCAGAGUACAUUAAAGGUAGAAACCCUUUCUAGAUCAGUAAAUAUGGGCUUGUAUCUUCUUUAAUUUUUCUGCAUUUCUGCAUACAUAUGAGCAAGGUGUAAAAAUGCUUCAGAUUAUGAUCUCCAUUGAAUUACACUACGCUAAAACCUUCCUAAGCCUCUGUUGCCCGAUUCUAAAUGUGUCAGUAGUGUUGUUUUUAGGCCUGUAAUGUGUUGUGAGUAUCCAUGUUCCCCCAGUACUGUAUGCUGCUGUUGCUUUUGUGUUCCCUGCAUACUUAAUGUGAUUUAGAAGCUUUGCAGACAGUUGACUAACGAGCAGACGCUCAUCUGGAGAGAGUGAUAAGGGCACAUAGGAGAGAAGAGAGAGGGAGAGAAAGGCAAGGACAAACAGAAGAGGGAGGUUGAAAGAAUGAGAAUGUGAGGGAAAAGAACGGAAUGUGCAGAAAUGGGUUAAUGUUCAUUUAUCCUAAUUAUCACAGAGCCCCUCGCACUAAAGUUUAAAGUUUUAAGCGCAUUUUAAAGGAGCUUAAACAUGUAAUAUGUGUGGAUGCAAAAUAUGUAUAGAGCAUUCGACAGAUUACAAUGUAAAGUCACAGCUGAAAUAGCAGAUUUUUAAUCACAUGUCAAAUGUACAGAAAUGAAGUUACUAGAAGGGCUCAUCUCAACAGUAAAUUAGCUGCUAUAGGUGAGCCAUGCUAGCCGGACAGAAUAGGGAUGUUGCAUUAGUACAGAACAUUAUUCUCUUGGAAAUUAUGCUGGCUUGCUCAUCUUCUUUAGAUGCACAUGGUCAGUGUCUGUUGGAAUAAGAUUUGCAAUAACGUUUCAACCAAAAUAUCUAGUGAAGCAAGUUGUGAAAGUACCAAACUUACUGGUUUAGAGUUGAAAUUUCGAUCUUAAGAGAAAUUGUUUAAGAAAAAAUGUUGUAUUUUGUAAUAUUUAUAUCCUGCUUAUGUAUUUAAGGAAGUCAAUUCUAAGUUUAUAUAGAUUGUUUCUUUUUUGUUGUAAAGAAAUUAUUAAAAGAAAAAGGAUUGUACUUGUUGUGCUGCUUUGAGUGUGCAUUUAUGUGAUGAUUCUUCUAUUGUGUUACGCCUGCAAUGGUGUUUGUUUCAGUCUUUCUCUGCUCAUCUUUCUCUCCGUCAGUAAUCUUCCCUCAGGUUUUUGUCAAUAGCUUUUACGUCUGUAGCCACUGUUUCCUUACAGUGAAGGUAAGUGUUUAAUUCAUUCUUGCUAUAAGAAUGGACUGAAUUACAGAAACAGGGUGCAUGCAUUUGAGUCUUGUUGUGACAUGUUCUAAUAUCUUGCGCUUCUGAGUGAUGCCGAGUGCCCUCCUCCAGCUUCGCAGUGUGGAGAGAAGCCACAGUUUUCCUUUCUUGCUGUACAGAUGCACAAGUAGCUGAAUUUCCAUGUAGACUUCACCACUGGAUAUGAACUGGGAUUCGGUGCAUGCUUAGUGUUCCUUUGUUCAUCUUUUCUUAACUAAUCCUGUGUUUAAGGGUGUUUCAGUACUAGUUGUGGGGGCCUCUGCACUUAAGCUGUGUUCAUAUGGUAUAUAAGAGCUACGUCUCUCGUACUGCAUAGCACCAUCAUAAGACAAGAUACUUUAUCAUUGCAAUGAGUACAAAUGAAACUGGGCAGCAAUCUUAACCGUGCAUUAACAAAAAACAUUAAACUAGGAAUAAAAGAAAAAUAUAAGCUAAAGAUUAAUAUCAUAAAGGAAAAGUAUAUUAAUAUUAAAAUGACAUUUUAAAUUGAAAAAGUAAACUAAAGCGUGAAUAUAGCAGUUGUGAUAUUGCCCACGAGGAUGUUGCACAUUAUGGAUGAUAGUGAUUCUGUUUACAAAUAGUGCCGUUAAAUAACUAAAUAGAAUUACUAUCAUCCAUUAAUGUGCAAGGCCCUCAUUUGCAAUAUCAUAACAUUCAAAUAGUGCAGCACCUUUACUAGCACAUUCAUUAGUACAGUACAUACAGUAUAAUGUGGUCACUGUAAUGUAUGUGGAUUUGGACACGGCGACGUUUUUCAAAUCCAAGCUGUAGGAUUGUUGGACUGCACUGUUAUUUGAAAGCGAUCAAGUUGAAUCCGUGGGUUUCAGGCACUUUUAUUCAUUUUCCACUUCAGCUAUCUGGGUAAACUGAUGUAAACAUAAACAUGCUGCUGCAUUUAUUUCUGUGGCUGCUUGUGGCAUCAUAAUGUGAAAAGGCGUCCUGAACCUUGCCAUCCUCCUCCUACUACUUUGGCCACUUCAACAACAUGUAGACAUCCAGUUCUGUGCAAAAUCAGAGAUCACUCUUAAUUUAUUUAAGGCCAUCAAAGCAGCCAUUAAGUAAGUUAUUCAUUUUUCAGCAUCAGGUGAAAAAAGCAGAAAACGCUCAACAGAAAAUGGCACAGAGGAUUCUAUUUCUUUUUCUGAGUAAGGGCUUCUUGACAGCCACACAUCCUUUCAGAAUCUUAGUGUUGAGUUGUCUUCUCACAGUUUUGUCAGAGAUAAACCAACAGUGGGGUUUGAUUUUCUUUAAAAUGAAAGCAGAUGAUGGUGACAGUUUUGGUGGUCUAGCAGGUUUUGCAUGUUUGAGUCCAGUGUUCUCAACAUCAUUUUUUGAACUCUUUGAAUUUAUUUUCCUUUGACUUUUCCCUUCCUCAUGUAAGUGGAGUGUCUUGUAUUUAAUGUCCUCAGAAAUAUCUCCUGGAAAAGGGAAUAACCUGAACUUAAUGACUGUUUUGACUGGAAUUUAAGUACAUAAAGGGUGGUCUCUGACCUUUGCACCAUACUCUAUAGUGCAAGAGAGCUUAAGGGGGGGUCAGGAUUAAAAGGGUACGUUUGGGACAGAUUGAUGCAAAAUACUGACCAAGUUGUUAGCCGUUGUAUUUUUUAAAAAAGCUAAUUUUGUUGUCUACAGUGGCUUAAUACAAAUUACAUUAAAUAAAACUAAUAAACAAAUGCAUUUUAACUCACACAUGGAUAUCUUCUUCACCAUGUUGGUCAGUUAAAAAAAAAACUCCACUCCUUGCCUGUAUCUCAAGGAAUUUCGAGUACGAGACCACUGCUGUGUUAACAUUGAUUUAGUCC
Molecule: messenger RNA, 8071 nt
Organism: Pygocentrus nattereri (red-bellied piranha)
Lineage: Eukaryota; Metazoa; Chordata; Actinopteri; Characiformes; Serrasalmidae
Gene: lrch4
Product: leucine-rich repeats and calponin homology (CH) domain containing 4
Exons: 18
Coding region: 214-2385 (723 amino acids)
Molecular function (GO): protein binding
Source: RefSeq, a predicted model, not a curated record